UUAUAUCUCUGCUAUUUAUAUAUCUAAACUUCAGGAAGUUUCUGAAGGACUCAAAAGGAAAACAAAUGGAUCUUAAGCUUGGUUUUUGUAUUCUCUCCCUAAUUCUGCUGGUUGCUUAUGGGACAGAAGGUAGGAAAAUGGUUCAAGGGAACCUACAGGGCAAAAGAUUGAACUUCCCAAUUCCAGAUGAUGAUGUCCAAAAGACUAAUGUCUAUUUUUGGAUUUAUGAUAACCAAGGAGAAAAUGGUUAUCACAAAACAGUAGAGGACGUCCAAGUUCAUCCAUCAUCAAAUAACAAGAAUCUUGAAAAUAAGGAUGACACUUAUUUCUGGAUAUACAAUAACCAAGGUGGAAAUUCUCAGCAGGGCAAUCACAAAAUCAAGAAAGAGAAUGCCGGAGUUCAAUUAUCAUCAAACAACAUUGAUCAUGAAAACAAGGUUGAUAAUCACAAUUGGAUAUACAAUAACCAAGGAGAAAAUAAGCAUCAUCAAGCAAAAACGGAGAAGGAACAUAUCCAUUCAUCAUCCCAUAUGGAUCAUAUAGAUCCUUCUCUGAGAGUUUUCUUCCUUAUAGAUGAUCUAAAGAUAGGGAAAACAAUAACUGUCUCCUUCCCAAGAAGGGAUCUUUCUUCUUCUCCGAGUUUCUUGCCCAAAGAAGAAGCUGAUUCCAUUCCAUUUACUCAAAAGGAACUCCCAAACAUCCUUCAACGUUUCUCAUUCUCUCGAAACUCUCCACAGGGGAAAGCCAUGGAAGACACACUGAGAGAAUGUGAGGCUCCACAUAUAAAGGGAGAGACAAAGUACUGUGCCACAUCCGCGGAGGCAAUGCUUGAUUUUGUUCAAGGAAUCAUGGGAGAAAAAAUCCAAUUCAAAGCUCUGUCCACAACUCAUUUCUCAAACUCAACUCCCCCACUUCAAGAGUAUACUAUUUUGGAUGCUCCACAAGAAGUAGAAACUCCUAAGAUGGUGGCAUGUCAUACCAUGCCUUACGCUUACGCGAUUUUCUACUGUCAUUACACAAUUAGCAAGAGCAAAGUGUUUAAGGUUUCAUUAGGGGGUGAAAAUGGUGAUAGAGUGGAAGCAAUUGCUGUUUGUCAUUUGGAUACCUCUGAGUGGAGUCCAUCUCAUGCAUCUUUCCAAUUGCUUGGUAUAUUACCAGGAACAUACCCUAUCUGUCACUUUUUUCCAUCAGAUAAUCUAGUAUGGGUUCCAAAAAUCGCCACUGCACAAGUGAUUUGAAAGAGCAGUCUCUCCAUGUAGAUAGCAGCUCUUGUUGGCUUGUGUUUUACUACUACCUGUUAUUACAUGUAUGUUUACUAGUAAUAUUUUCAUGUAUCUUUUCUGUACUGUUUCAGUGUACCUCUUGUUUACCUUCCUUUCCUGUGGAGAGAUCCAAAUUAAAUAAAACAGUACGAUUUUCUGCUAA
Molecule: messenger RNA, 1425 nt
Organism: Solanum tuberosum (potato)
Lineage: Eukaryota; Viridiplantae; Streptophyta; Magnoliopsida; Solanales; Solanaceae
Product: BURP domain-containing protein 5-like
Exons: 2
Coding region: 66-1238 (390 amino acids)
Source: RefSeq, a predicted model, not a curated record